GUAAUUAAACCUGGUUCAGCCAGUGUAAAAAAUAUUGCGACCAUACGCAAGUCGUAAGCGGCAAGAUGAAGAGAUUUGAAGAGAGGAGGCGAGACGAGAGGUCGAAGAGAGUGGAGCAAGAGGGCCACGGAGGGUGAGGAGGCUAGGAGGAGGCGUUUACGUCGUUUACGAUUCGACGUGGCGAAACUGAGUGAAACUGGGCGAAAUGCGAAAAUCUUGAUUCAUCUGGAUCUGGAUCGAUUGGAUGUUCCACGACCUCGCUGUUGGACCUGCUUGGACCGCUCGAAAGUUCCUCGUCGUGCGAAUUGACGUAAAUGCAGAGAAUCACGAAUGAAAAAUUAUCGGAUCAACGGAUUCUGACGAUCCUCGAUCGAGUGCAGCCAAGACUGCCAAGUUUUUGGAAUUCACAUUCGACUGCACUCGCCAAUCGCAACGUUUACUCGAUUAUGUGUCAUAUUUUGUGAUAACAAUACUACGUCACUGUCGCCCUGGUAUCGCGAUAAGGUCAGUUUAUCCUCGAUUAUCGCUGCGAGGUUAGACAGUUCUCUCGGAUUCUACGAAAUGUAGCACACGGUCUUUUCUAACAACUUCUGCACGAUUAAUCUGUGGAUGUCAUUGUACAAUAAAUAAUGGCAAGCGAAUCUUGGAAUGUCUUGGUAACGGGAGGCGCUGGUUAUAUUGGUUCUCAUACAGUAUUGGAAUUGGUACAGGCGGAUCUUCGGGUGGUGGUAAUAGACAACCUUAUCAAUGCACACAAAGACUCAAAUUCUGAGAAACCAGAAUCUCUCCUUAGAGUGGAAAAAUUGACAAAUAAAAGUAUUGUAUAUAUCGACAGUGACAUCACAAACAUCAAUGAUCUAAGAAGUGUAUUUCAGAAACAUACUUUUCACUGUGUUAUACAUUUUGCUGCAUUGAAAGCAGUUGGUGAGUCAUGUCAGAAACCACUCGAAUACUAUAAAACUAAUGUCAGCGGCACAAUAAAUUUGCUACAAGUUAUGCGGGAAAGCAAUGUAAAACGUUUUAUUUAUUCAAGUAGUGCCACAGUUUAUGGUGUACCUGAGCAACUUCCUUUAGUAGAAGACAUGAAAACUGGCAACUGUACAAAUCCAUAUGGAAAGACAAAGUUUAUGGUGGAAGAAAUACUAAAGGAUUUAUGUACAUCUGAUAAGGAAUUUUCCGUUAUAUCUUUGAGAUAUUUUAAUCCUGUCGGCGCACAUCCCUCAGGUGAAAUUGGAGAAGAUCCAAACGGUAUUCCAAAUAAUUUAAUGCCCUACAUUGCACAAGUUUCUGUUGGAAAAAGGGACACGUUAUACAUUUAUGGCAAUGAUUAUGAUACCCCUGACGGUACAGGUGUGCGUGACUAUAUUCAUAUUAUGGAUCUGGCAGUUGGACAUAUGAAAGCUGUAAAGUAUCAAAAAACUCGUAAUCCAACAGGAUUUAAGCCGAUAAAUCUUGGUAGUGGAAAGGGCUAUUCUGUGUUUCAAGUUAUACACGCGUUUGAAAAAGCAUCCGGACAGAAAAUACCAUAUAAGAUAGUUGAACGUAGACCAGGUGAUAUCUCCGCCAGUUACGCAGAUGCUAGUAUCGCUAACAAGGAACUAGACUGGACUGCUACAAAAAAUAUGGAUGACAUGUGCGCAGAUACGUGGAAAUGGCAACAAAAUAAUCCAAACGGUUAUAAACUUUAAUAAAUAUUAUGCUUAAAUAAUUAAGAGAAGCAUUUAGAGCUUCUAGCUUGCUAUUGCAUUUUGUCUUCUGCAUAUCAUUGGAUAGAUAAUGAAACCAUGGUGGUAUACAGUUACCAAAGUUUAGACCAAAGCAUUAAAAAAAUAAUUUUUUAU
Molecule: messenger RNA, 1841 nt
Organism: Mycetomoellerius zeteki
Lineage: Eukaryota; Metazoa; Arthropoda; Insecta; Hymenoptera; Formicidae
Gene: Gale
Product: UDP-galactose 4'-epimerase
Exons: 7
Coding region: 630-1688 (352 amino acids)
Biological process (GO): beta-D-galactose catabolic process via UDP-galactose, Leloir pathway
Cellular component (GO): cytosol
Molecular function (GO): UDP-glucose 4-epimerase activity
Source: RefSeq, a predicted model, not a curated record